This is a messenger RNA of Solanum dulcamara, 1358 nucleotides long. RefSeq names its product transcription factor MYB1R1-like. The record is from RefSeq and is a predicted model, not a curated record. Gene Ontology annotation, biological process: response to ethylene; response to auxin; response to gibberellin. NCBI's taxonomy places the organism in Eukaryota, Viridiplantae, Streptophyta, Magnoliopsida, Solanales, Solanaceae. The transcript is spliced from 3 exons. The coding region runs from base 189 to 1127 and encodes 312 amino acids. Gene Ontology annotation, molecular function: DNA binding.
UUUAUUUACCCAUCAUACCUGUCUCCCACUCUCUCUAUAUUUUCUUAUCUCCAUUUGCCACACGCCUCUAUUAGCCCCUUCCCUACCCCUCCUUGCCCUCCUUCUGUGUGUAUAUAUAUACAUACAUUACCUCUAUGUGCUUAGUCUUCUCCAUUUUCCUCGAAUAAAUUGCUGAUUCUGCAACGACGAUGAUGUCGAGCUUCUGUUCACAGUCGGGAAACAACGGCCACAACUUUCUCACAUGCACCGGCGAGUCUUCGCCGGCCGCCCUGUGUGGUGGAGGAGUAGAGAUCAUGCUGUUUGGCGUGAGGGUGAAGGUGGACCCCAUGAGGAAGAGCGUGAGUUUGAACAAUCUAUCUCAGUACGAACAUCCUAAUUCUAACGACACCAACAGCGGAAAUAACAAUGACUCUUCUAAAGUUGCCGCCGACGAGGGCUACGCCUCUGCCGACGAUGCUGUUCCUCAUCACUCCGGCAGCGGCCGUGAGCGUAAGCGAGGAGUUCCAUGGACGGAGGAAGAACACAAGCUAUUCCUUUUGGGAUUGCAGAAAGUGGGAAAAGGAGACUGGAGAGGAAUCUCUAGAAACUUCGUCAAGACUCGUACACCGACACAGGUGGCAAGUCAUGCGCAGAAAUACUUCCUCCGGCGAACUAACCUCAAUCGCCGCCGCCGCCGUUCUAGCCUCUUCGAUAUCACCACUGACUCGGUAUCUGUAUUGCCGACAGAAGAAACCAAAAAUCUGCAACAACACUCCAUUUCAUCAUUGCCUCCUGUAGAAACUUCCAAAAUCAAUGCAUUUCAGGUGACAUCUUUGCCAGUAAAUUUUGGGCAUCUUGUCUUGCCAGCACAAAUUGAGAAGCCAAUAGAAAGUCCAAUCCUUAGGCAAGCAAAUGAAAGUUAUGACGGUUCAUCAUCUAUAUUCCUCCGGCCAGUUCCAGCUGUUGUUCCCCUAUCUAAUUCAUCAAGAAUAGCUGACUUUAACUUGAAUCAGAGCUCAGCAAUGGAGACAUCUUCAUUAUCGUUGACAUUGUCCUUGUCAUCACCAUCAUCAUCAUCUACUAGGCACUCAGGAUUUCAAGUGAUGUCAAAUUUUAGUAAUGGAGAGAACAUCAUCAGUGUGGCAUGACCUACAAGAAUCUUAUAUUAAAUUAAAAUAAUAGCAGUAACUUAAAGCUAGAAGAAAAAAACAAUGAAGUAAAAACAUAGAAAAGGCCAAUGGGAAGUUCUAUAAUGGAGUUAAUAUUAUUAUUUAUAAGGAGAGAUGAGGUGAGGUACUUAGUGGAAUUAAUAUGUAUGUUCCUUUUGUUUUGUACAGACCAGAAAUAUGUCAUUGUCAUGCCUUACUGUUUUAUGUCUA